UUUGAUAUGGUCCUAGUCUUCAAGACAUUGUAUCUCAAAGGCCUAAUCCCAGAAAUGAUAAAGAAAGGUAACAAAAUGUAUGAGAUGAAGGUGAAGAACAAUAAAAAAUGCUGGGUCAUCUUCAGAGACACAUACAAUCUAAUGCCAAUGCCGUUGGCUUCGCUAGUACCAGCCUUUGCUCUUAAAAUGGAAGACAAACCUUUCUUCCCUCACCUGGCCAACAACCCAAAGAAUUAUGGGAAAGAAAUCUUUCCGACAAAAGAAGAUUACCUUGCUAAUGGGAUGAUGCCUGAAAAGAGGGCUCAGUUCGAUAAAUGGUUUGACCAACAUAAAAAUGAGCCCUUCAACUUAAAUGAACAACUAGCAGCAUAUUGUAUCAACGAUGUGGAGAUCCUCAUGGCUGCGCUCAUUGCCUUCAGAACGGAAUUUUUGGAAGUCUCCAAUGGCUUGGAUGUUCUUCGUGAAGCUAUGACAAUUGCUUCUGCCUGCAUGAAGCACUUCCGCAUGAAUCACCUCAAAGCCAACCAUUUAGGAAUUGUUCCUGAAAAAGGUUACGACAACGUCGACAACCAAAGUAAAAUUGCUCUCAAGUUUCUGAAAUGGUAUGGCGAGAAGAAUAACGUUACAAUUAGGACAGCACACUCAAAGAAUGGGGAGAAGAAAAUUGGAAAUUAUAAAUUGGAUGGAUGGGUUGAGGAAAAGAAAUUGGCUAUUGAAGUCAAUGGUUGCUGCUGGCAUGGUUGUAUCAAAUGCUAUCCUGACGACGAUCUUAAGCUUCCAACAGGUCUUACAGCUGGAAAACAGCGGGAGAAGGACCAAAAACGUCUAAAAUUUAUUAGGAAUUUGGGGGUCAAAGUGGCAGUAUAUUGGGAGUGUCAAAUCAUUGAUAUGGUAGCAAAAGAUUAUGAAAUGAGGAAGAUGCCUUCUAUGGGGGAAGAACUGGUCCCUUGA
Meloidogyne enterolobii is the source of this 951-nucleotide messenger RNA. The record is from the annotation of a GenBank genome assembly. Lineage: Eukaryota; Metazoa; Nematoda; Chromadorea; Rhabditida; Meloidogynidae.